AUGCUAUCGAUUCUGUUCCUAGUUUACAUUCUAUCUGCGAAGAUAGCAAGUGCCUAUCCUGCCGACGCUGUCUCCAAUGAUCCAUCUCCCCACGUCUUCAAGCGCAACCCAUGUGAUGGAAAGGAUGCCGAACCUAUUCUGUAUCACGAUUACAAGAACGACGUCUGCCCCCCGCCCAUGGGCUUCGAAUCGCCAGGCGUGUGUCACAUGAAGAAGCAGCAGAACGAAGGGGCCUGGUGGAACCCAUUCCGGGGCUUCCAUUGUGGCGGAUUCUGCGAGGAGAAUGUAGGUCUUCGAGCCAAAAGUUUCAUUGCGACUGACUUAGGACAACAGGUGCGGUUCUUCUACGGCCAGGAGAGUAUGUUCCUCUCGAACCCGUAUUGCCAUGGCCCCAUGACGUGUGGUAUUACCGAUACGACUACCACGGCUUGGGCGUACACUAUCAACUUCCCGCUUAGUGGCAAGAUAGCCGAUUUUAGCGGUGGCGUCACUGGUGGUGUAUCGAACACGAACACUGUAGCCAAAGCUGUCAACAAAGCCGUAAAGCUGGAGCAUAACGAGUGCGGAUACUUCACAUGGAUCCCGAUACUCAGAGAAUCUUGGUAA
Alternaria novae-zelandiae is the source of this 606-nucleotide messenger RNA. RefSeq lists its product as uncharacterized. NCBI's taxonomy places the organism in Eukaryota, Fungi, Ascomycota, Dothideomycetes, Pleosporales, Pleosporaceae. The coding region runs from base 1 to 606 and encodes 201 amino acids. The record is from RefSeq and is a predicted model, not a curated record. The transcript has a single exon.